AUGGCGCCAUCCACCGUCGAUGUGCGCCCAAAUAGUGAGGGGUCAAUUGAGUGUUGGGACGACGAUGAUGAACUACAAUGUUACGAGGACAUCCACCUCCGUGCUGCGUCAAGCACUACAUCUGUAACCAAUUCCUCUGUCCGCCGAUCUGGACAUCGCGAUUCGAUUUCUUCGCGUCGCUCUGCUCGCUCUGAUCUCGAUUCCACCACAGGCGGAGACGAGGACUGGCAAAUUCAGCUUCUUGAUGAAGAUGAGUUUGUGAAUGAAGAAGCUAUAACUUCUGUCCAAAAUGCAGGGAUUCCUUUGCCGGUGAACAUCCCUCGCGCAGCUCUCGUCGGAGGUACAAUUAAACGCCUUGGGAGGAAAAAGACAAAGCGAGAGUUCAUUGAUGAUUGGUCUGACGAUUUGGAGCUGCCCAGCCCCAGUGUUGCUCUAGAGUUGAAACGGUUCCACGAAACAUCUCUUCCUGAGGCGCUUCUGCAUCUUGGCUCUACUUCUCCAGACGCUGUAAACGGCCCUCCCUUCCUAAAAAACGAUGUGACGCCGCAACUACCCAUGCACGCAAUUCCGGGUGACUAUUCAACAAGCAUCGACGUCGAUGACACUGAAGACAUCCCAACUAUCAAAGCUGCUAAGCAAGUUCCUUCGCAGAUACCGAGGAUUAUCAGCAAUUUGGAUUUCAGCAAAGAAACUGCUUCAGCAGAGAACUUUGAAAAUGAUUUUGAGCUGCCGGCGAACGAUUCCCUGCAGCUGCGCAAUCCGUCUGCAAGCGUGUUAAGCCCAGCUCCUGACGAUAUUGACAUCGAUUGGUCCGAGGGUAGCAUUGGUGUACGAUUUGGGGGUACUACGCGGGAUCAUCGCUCGAAUCCAAGCUCAUCAAUCUCAGUUGUAAGCCCGAGCGCAUCAAGUUAUUUGACAGGUGAAAGCGAUGAUGAAGGGCUCGACGGCCUUGUGAUUCCGGAAGGGCCUUUGAACCUAGGGGGACGUCUAACUCAGCUUGAGAAGCAUAACUUUCCGGACACACCCUAUCGUGUGCCCGAAGGUAGACGCCAAGAACAACUUCGCAGCGACGACUUUUUCUCUGGUCUGGAUAUUAAUAGUGGUGACCUCUUCAGCGCUAGGAGACCCUCAAUAAAUCCAAAUAUCAAAUACAAGACAGAGCCUCUUGGAAGCCCGGCGCGGCGUUCUGCGACGACCCUGACAUUUACGAACGCCGCUGUAUCGCCAAAAACUCGUAUACCUCGCCUUUCUGGACACGACCGAACUCGCUCAACCCAUCUGGAAACGGUCUCUGAGAGCGGUGCUCCCUUAUCAAAGUUCCGCACAUCUCCACGCCGACCAGGCCAUGUCUCUCACUCCUCCGUGUCUAGUCUUCCAAUAGCUGGGUCAUCACAGGGGUCAUCAAUUCAGUUUACACCAACCCGACGUUCAGUGGGUAGCCGGGUCUCAAAAGAAGCCCUAGCAGGGGAGCAUGCUCCUGGGAAGCAACUUUUAAAAACGAAACGAUCAAUGCCAUCAAUGCGCAACGCACCGCAUACGACAAGUAGCACUUCAUUCGCAUGCCCCCCUGGGCAAAGUGGCUUGAACUGGCUUAAUACCGGCACCUGGGCUGCCACUGACCGCGCUGGACUGGAUGGGAAGUUAUCAACUCGUAAAGCCCAGACGCCUUUCUUACCUGCCGGAGCCUCAGAAAGACAGUCUCACCACGUCAGCGUGAAAAGCUACCGAUAUUCACGCCGGAGCUCUGACGGUGCCAGCGAUGCUAUCAGCUCCCAAGGUACCGUUACUCGAUUGCCGCGAACCAGCCGUCAAGAUGGCUCAGGCGUAACUUCAGAAACAUUAAGCACAACCCCCAAAAGGACCCUCACCCGACCAGCACGUCGCCGAAAUUAUGGUGACGGGUCUGAACUAGCCUCUUUCGACGACUUACCUACAUCUACCGCAAUGGAGAGCAAGUUUGUAAAACAACCCAGUGGCCGUGGGGCACCGCGAUCCUUGAAAAAUAGACUGAGCAUAAGUCAAUCCGGACCUUCAAAGCCGGAUUCACCUCAACAGAUGUUGACUACAAAUAACCCACUUCAACAGCAAGCAUCUAUCCCCAGAUUUGCGCGAGAUACCAAUGCAUCAAGGAAUGCUAGGGAACAGCGCAUCGCCUCUAUGUCCUCCAUUUCGAAGACACGGGAAAACAAUCCUCUCACCCCUCUUAGCUCAAACUGGAAACCCCAGAAUAUCUCACGAAUGCCGUCAACCACGGGAUCAGUAAGAAGCAAGAAGGGGAGACUGGGCUCGUCAUCUGGAUCUAGACCGCAGCUAAUAAAACCGAUUGGUGCGGGGGUACAGGAACGAAAAUAUACUUUCCGUUGGGAAGGGAAUGAGAAAUUGGUUCAAGGCUUCGACAGCGCCACGCCCAAGUCGCCUAAACCAUCGCCCGCCCUAAUUACCAAUGUGGGGGCUAUGCAAAACGUGCAAGUGGUUGGCGGAAUGGUGUUUGAUCCGCAACGCAUGUGCUGGCUCAAGUUAGCGCCGUGCCAGCCGGGCUUGGAUGGAGUUCUUGCAGUCGAAGAUGAAGAUGAUGUAUUCUCGAACUUCGCCGAUCUAGAGGAGGCGGGCGUCUCCAAUAAAAGAGCAGCAGGAGCCCCAGAGGACUUCGGUCCAGCAGUUAGCGGAGACGAUCGAAGCGGCGAGGAUUCUUCUGACGAGUGGCCCAUAACAGAGGAGUUUGACGUGGGCCCAGAGUUUAUUAAACGCCAGCAUACGGAAGAAGAAAAAUGGAGACGCAAGGUCAACAAGUGGAUGAACCAUAACCCUGCUGGCUCCGGAAGCAGCUGGAGGUGGGCUAUCCGGGAUUUGGUACGAUCUAACAGCACGCUUGGGGCUCAAGAGCUCAGCAAUGCAUGA
Aspergillus nidulans FGSC A4 is the source of this 2898-nucleotide messenger RNA. RefSeq names its product protein byrA. Gene Ontology annotation, biological process: negative regulation of exit from mitosis. Lineage: Eukaryota; Fungi; Ascomycota; Eurotiomycetes; Eurotiales; Aspergillaceae. The record is from RefSeq and is a predicted model, not a curated record. Gene Ontology annotation, cellular component: spindle pole body; SIN/MEN two-component GAP complex. The coding region runs from base 1 to 2898 and encodes 965 amino acids. The transcript is spliced from 2 exons. Gene Ontology annotation, molecular function: GTPase activator activity.